Molecule: messenger RNA, 732 nt
Organism: Malaya genurostris
Lineage: Eukaryota; Metazoa; Arthropoda; Insecta; Diptera; Culicidae
Product: larval cuticle protein A2B-like
Exons: 2
Coding region: 58-609 (183 amino acids)
Cellular component (GO): extracellular matrix
Source: RefSeq, a predicted model, not a curated record
AUACAGAUUCUGGAGUUCAUUCUCAACUCAGGAGUCGACCAAUCAAUCAGCAGCUAAAUGGCGUUUAAGAUUAUCCUAAUUGCCACGGCACUAGUCGCUGUUAACGCAGGAUUAAUUCCGGAACAUGGAUACGCUUCGUCACAUCAGAGCAUUCAACACCAUGCGCCACUGUAUCACCAUGCCGCUCCAGUACACCAGUUGGCCGCUGUCCAUGCAGCUCCGGUCCACCACACUAUCGUAAAGGAAGUCGAACAUCACGCACCUGCCCAUUACGAGUUCUCCUACUCCGUCCAUGACGGCCACACCGGAGAUAUCAAAAGUCAGCACGAAUCUCGUCAGGGAGACGUAGUCCAUGGACAGUACAGUCUGCUGGAUUCCGACGGUCACCAUCGUAUUGUUGACUACCAGGCUGACGACCAUACCGGAUUCAAUGCCGUUGUCCGACGUGAACCGGUCAACGUGAAGCUGGCUCAGCCGGUGCACAAAGUCAUCGUUCAGCCAGUUCAUGCUCUGGCGCCGAUUGCUCACGUUGCUCAUCAUCAUGCUGCUCCUCUGGUGCACAGUGCGCAUCAUGUUGCCUCUAGCCACUACGGUCAUCAGCUUUAUUAAAAGAUUUAUUUAUUUGUCGUCAAUCAAAAGUAGAUUGCUAGGAAGAAUACCGCAACUACCAAUGUAAAACCAGAUUGAAUAUUGUAGAAUAAUUACUAUUCAAAUAUAACAAAGUACAAAUCA